AUGGCUGAAAUUGAAGUUAUGGCCGAAGUUAUGGCUAAGAUUCCCGAAGAGAAAAAAAAUACAGUCAAGACUGUGGACGAACAGAAAAAAAAGAUUAUGAAAGAGGAAAGAUUAUGGAAGAGCAUUAUUGAGAAAAAGUCAAAGAUUAUGGAAGAGGCAAAGAGAAUCGUUGAAGGGGAAAGUGGUACGUUGUCACAUAAUUCGGACGACGAGUGGUUUGAUGAUGAAGAUGAAGAUUUUGAUUUUACCAAUUCGCCAGGUUUUUUCGAAAAAGCAUGGACAGACGGGUUAAAAGAACGUGAUGACAUGCAGCGUGGUUAUUUAGAUAUAGCGCAAAAUAAAGAAAGUCAAAUGGACAAUAAAUAA
This is a messenger RNA of Paramuricea clavata, 366 nucleotides long. The record is from the annotation of a GenBank genome assembly. NCBI's taxonomy places the organism in Eukaryota, Metazoa, Cnidaria, Anthozoa, Malacalcyonacea, Plexauridae.